UUAUGUUAGAACAAGAACCUUGGCUAACAGCAUAAGGCAUUAUCAUUAUUCAUUAGCAUUAGCAUAAAUAUUAUUCUAAGCCUGAAAUCCUAGAGAAAAAAAAUGCCGAUUUCUAAAAUUGCCAUUGGAAAUCCUUCUGAAUUUGGCAAAGCUGAUGCACUCAAGGCUGCUCUAGCUGAGUUCAUCUCAAUGCUUAUCUUUGUCUUUGCAGGACAAGGCUCUGGCAUGGCAUAUAACAAGCUCACAGACAAUGGUUCAGCAACACCAGCUGGAGUAGUAGCUGCAUCACUGUCCCAUGCAUUUGCUCUCUUUGUUGCUGUCUCUGUUGGUGCUAACAUCUCUGGUGGCCAUGUCAACCCUGCUGUUACAUUUGGUGCCUUCAUUGGUGGCCACAUUACCCUCAUUAGAGGCCUCUUGUAUUGGAUUGCUCAGUUGCUUGGCUCUGUGGUUGCUUGCUUGCUCCUCAAAUUUGCCACUGGGGGAUUGGAAACUUCUGCAUUCUCAUUGUCUUCUGGUGUGGGAGCAUCAAAUGCACUUGUCUUUGAGAUUGUGAUGACUUUUGGUUUGGUUUACACUGUGUAUGCCACUGCAGUGGAUCCAAAGAAGGGUGACAUCGGGAUUAUUGCUCCAAUUGCCAUUGGUUUCAUUGUGGGAGCUAACAUCUUGGCAGGUGGUGCCUUUGAUGGUGCAUCCAUGAACCCAGCAGUGUCUUUUGGGCCCGCAGUUGUUAGCUGGACCUGGACUAAUCACUGGGUCUAUUGGGCUGGCCCGUUGAUUGGUUCAGCUAUUGCAGCAGUUGUCUAUGAGUUGUUCUUCAUCCCCCAAAGCAAUUAUGAAGAGCUCCCUGUUGCAGAAUAUUAGGACCAAAACUCCCCCAGUGUUUUAAAUUGAAAGUGGGGAGGGUUUUUCUUUUGUUUCCCUAUGUUGUUUGCACUUUCAUGUUUCCAAAUGUUGAAUUCUCUUUACUUUUGUCCUGUUCUGUAAGAUCAUGUAUGAAUGAUCAUUAGAUGUUUUAGCCAA
This is a messenger RNA of Lotus japonicus, 1020 nucleotides long. Its product is annotated as aquaporin TIP1-2-like. Gene Ontology annotation, molecular function: water channel activity. NCBI's taxonomy places the organism in Eukaryota, Viridiplantae, Streptophyta, Magnoliopsida, Fabales, Fabaceae. Bases 103 to 861 code for a protein of 252 amino acids. The record is from RefSeq and is a predicted model, not a curated record. Gene Ontology annotation, biological process: water transport; transmembrane transport. The transcript is spliced from 3 exons. Gene Ontology annotation, cellular component: membrane.